AUGUAUUCAAGAAGUGCGGUUAACUUGGCUAAUCGAAAUUCGCGCUCUUUAUUACACCAGACACGACGAAUACGUACGAGCAUACGUGUAUUCACGCACACACCAGAGACAGCGGCGAGCAUAUCUAAAUUGGACGGGGACUCUCAAGAACGAUGGUUGUUCAUCGACUCCAUCUUUCCUAUUCGCCUCGGUAUCUGGGACCUUCGACACUAUAUUGGCAUAUUACGCGAGGAAAACCUCUUGGAGCGCUUGCAUGAGCGUCUCGAGACCGUGAAGACGCACGACUUCCACAUUCGAGAGCUCCAGCCUUACCAGAAGGAUGGCGGUAUCUUUGUGCGCUUCACUUAUACUGCUCGUGAUAACCAGAACGCGCUCGAAACGCUCCAGACGGAUCUCCAACUUGAAGCUACUAAGCAUGGCGGUCUCCCUUCUUGGUCUGGACUUAAUUACUGCAAUAUCUGGCUCGUGAAGGGGGAGCCGUUUCUUGAGGAUAUGUACCGUUAUCCGUCAGGAAUCGUUCACGUAUCCUUCCAGGGCCCAGAUGUUCCCGAAGAAGCCUUGUAUAGUCUAUUUAGACCGUGCGGCCGAAUACUCAAUAUCACCGCCCCUACACCUGUUCCCGCAGGCACGCUUCGCUCCUCUGAUAUCCUAUUCCACCGCGUACGCUCCGCCACUGUCGCACGGAACACCAUCCAUGGAUACACAUUUUCCAGUGGUGGUGGAACAACAUGCCUGAGGACUGUAUACCAACGCCCCAUUCAGGCCCAUGCAAUUAGGGACUGGUUGACUUCGCAUCCCAGGAUCGUGUUGCCGAUCAUAUUUUUCUUGCUCGGCACGUUGACUUACACUAUAUUCGAUCCCGUAAGAGUCCUCUCUGUUGAAGGGAAGAUGCUUAAUUGGUUCGAUUAUCGCGAAUACAAAUUAUAUAAAUGGUUUCGUGCGAAUGCCUUGGACCGGUUCUCCCUCACGAGCUUGGCUCGUGAAGAUGUCCCUCCACAGGGAGACAUCUGGAAGGAGCGUAAGGACGCAGAAAGCGCUCUGCGGAGCUACCUCUCUGACCUACCUUCUACUGUUGCAUUUGUGCAUGGUCCCCAGGGCAGCGGCAAAUCGCGUAUGCUCGAGGCUAUCAUCCGCGACACUGGCAGAAAAGCUUUAGUGAUCGAUUGUGCUGAGCUCAAUAGAGCGACAUCAGACACGCGUCUCGUUUCCGCACUCGCACAUCAGACCGGCUACAAACCAAUUUUCACCUUCCUAAACUCCGUCAACAACAUGGUGGACAUUGCGACCGUUGGCCUAAUCGGGCAAAAAGGCUUCAAGUCCUCCCUUGAAGACCAGCUGAAACAAAUUCUCGAAGUCACAGGCACAGCACUGAAGAAAGUCAAUCAUUCCCUUCGCGCUUCUGCGCAGCGCGCCGUUAAAACAGCACAACAAGCUGAGAAACAACGAGCCGAAGAAGUGCGGACUCGCGCCCGUAUUCGUGCCGGGACAUGGCAUGAUCCACGGCUGGACUGUAUUGCCGGAAACGGCAUUAUAUGCGAGCUUGGGGUGGGCGACGAGUUACUAGAGGGCGACGACAACGGGUUUGCGAGCUUCGAUGCGAUGGAGAAACAUGUUGAAAACUCAAGUGGUGGAGAGGAGAAGAUGAGUGAGGAGCUAGCGAGACAACAACGCCGGCACGCAGAGGACGUGCAAGCUGUGCGUACGCUGCCGAUUGUCGUCAUCAAAAACUAUGCCGCACGGGGAGGAAUUUACAAGGAGGAACUUCUCGGCGUUUUGGCGCAUUGGGCAGCGUCCCUCGCCGAGAACCAGAUUGCCCAUGUUAUCGUGGUCAGCGACAACCGCGAGAACGCAAAGCUACUGGCCCGGGCGUUGCCUUCCAAGCCCUUGAACUCUAUUGCUCUGUAUGAUGCUGAUGCCCCUACUGCACUCUCCUUCGUUCGCAGACGCCUGUACGAUGCUGGCAUCACAUCGGACCUCACGCCUGCACAAAAUAAGGCCAUAGAACACCUUGGCGGCCGCACGAGCGACCUUGAACGUUUAAUCCACAAAGUCUGCAGUGGCCAAUGCAUCGAGGAAGCGGUAGAAGACAUCAUCACUAGCGGUGUCGGAGAACUGAGGAAGAAGGCCUUUGGAGAGGACAUCGACGACGCUAAGAGUUUGCUGUGGUCCAGGGAGCAGGCGUGGACCGUGCUCAAGCAACUGGCACGCAAAGCUGAGCUGCCGUAUUACGAAGUGUUACUCGAUGCGCCUUUCAAGGGAGACGAGCUGCCACUUCGUGCCAUGGAACACGCUGAGAUCAUAUCUAUCAGCACACAACAUGGUCGACCAUCCACGAUACGUCCCGGAAAGCCCGUGUUCAAAUGUGUCUUUGAGAGACUUGUGAACGACCCUGUCUUCCAAGCCACACAAGACAUCGCGCUCAACGAGAAAAUUAUCUCGAGCGCUGAAAAUACCGUUCGUACAUGCGAAUCCGAGCUUAGCACACUUCAGGACCUCUCAAAAGGGGAGCACUCAUUCUGGUGGUUCAGGCGUAGAGCAACAUCCGAGCGGAAGGAAUACUUGUUGAAGAAGAUGCGUUCCGCACAAACAAAGAUUCAGACUCUGGAGAAGCGGAAUGUUGAGCUGAAGAGAGUAUUGGCGAAGAGAGUUUGA
Molecule: messenger RNA, 2652 nt
Organism: Suillus subaureus
Lineage: Eukaryota; Fungi; Basidiomycota; Agaricomycetes; Boletales; Suillaceae
Product: RNA12 protein-domain-containing protein
Exons: 16
Coding region: 1-2652 (883 amino acids)
Cellular component (GO): mitochondrial inner membrane
Molecular function (GO): nucleic acid binding
Source: RefSeq, a predicted model, not a curated record